This is a messenger RNA of Pan troglodytes (chimpanzee), 3093 nucleotides long. RefSeq names its product cyclin-dependent kinase 2-associated protein 2-like. The record is from RefSeq and is a predicted model, not a curated record. Bases 700 to 1029 code for a protein of 109 amino acids. Lineage: Eukaryota; Metazoa; Chordata; Mammalia; Primates; Hominidae. Gene Ontology annotation, biological process: negative regulation of G1/S transition of mitotic cell cycle; regulation of microtubule cytoskeleton organization. The transcript is spliced from 3 exons. Gene Ontology annotation, cellular component: cytoplasm; nucleus; microtubule.
GAGGAGUGGUGAGAGUAGGCUCUUCAUCUUGUUCCAGUUCUCAAAGGGAAUGCUUUCACCUUUUCCCCAUUCAGUAUUAUGUUGGCUGUGGGUCUGUCAUAGAUGGCUUUUAUUACAUUAAGACUCAGCUUCGCACUCCAGGGCUGCGUACCACCAGCCACUGUCAUGUUAACCCCUUCCCAGGCCAAUGUGUCCUUGGCCUGGAGCCCGAUCUGCUGGACAGCCUGGGACCGUCCAUUUUCAGGGUGGUGGGCAACCUGGUGGCCAUCGUGGUGCUGUGCAAGUCGCGCAAGGAGCAGAAGGAGACCACCUUCUACACAGUUAUGUGGCUGGCUGCCACCGACCUGUUGUUCACUUUGCUGGUGAGCCAGGUGACCAUCGCCAUGUACAUGAAGGGUGGGUAACCUGGGGGCCAGCUGCUGUGCGAGUACAGCAUCUUCAGCCUGUUCUUCUUCAGUCAGUCCAGCCUCAGCAUCGUCUGUGCCGUGAUAUCUAUACAGGAUGUCUCAACUCAAAUGUGAAAUUUUCAUGGAGAAUAUUUGAACUGUAUUUAGAGUAAUGCAAAUUGCAGUUAAAAAGUUUAAUAUAGAUUUACCAGGGGGCGUGCAGCCUGCUUGCCAAUCAGAUCGCUGCUGAGCGGUCCCACAGCCAACCCCUGAAGAGCAGCCUGCUGGCUUCCCCAGCGCCCAGGAGUUGGGGAUGUCCUACAAACCUACCACCCCUGCCCCCAGCAGCACCCCCGGCUCCAGCACCCCUGGGCCAGGCACUCCGGUCCCUACAGGAAGCGUCCUGUCGCCGUCGGGCUCAGGGCCGGGAGCCACUGCCCCUUUCAGACUGCUGUUUAAAGACUUUGGACCGCCUACCAUCGGUUGUGUGCAGGCCAUGAAACCACCUGGUGCCCAGGGCUCCCAGAGCACCUACACGGAACUGCUGUUGGUCACAGGGGAGAUGGGCAAAGGGAUCUGGCCCACCUAUGCUGGCAGCAAGAGCGCCGUGAAGCGCCUGAAGAGAGGUAUCAUCCAUCCCUAGUCAGAGUGCCUGGUAGAGACAGAGUGGAACGCCCACACUUAACAGGAAGCUCCUAGGCCUCUGUGUCUGGACUCCAGAGCACCUGCUUCUCCCUGGCCUUCAUCCCUAGUUGCACUAACCAUCCUGGGCUUCCUGUCCUGUGUCCCUUGAUGGGUGCCCUCCAGGAACCAAGGGGCGGUUCUCACUCCAGGUGGCAGCACUAAGGACCCCCCUCCCCACCCCACCCCACCAACGCAACAAGAGUUAGCAGCGAGGUCCCCGUGAGUCCCACCCAUGACCUGCCGACAGUGUUGCCCACUGGAACUUUCUGUGGCCCCCACCACUCAGCCCUUCCCAGCACUUGUCCGGAUCCUCCUUGUCCCUCAGCACAGCUCAGGCCUCAGGCCUGACACUUCCCUGCCUUGUGUCUUUUGCUAAAUAUGACCUUUCUAUAUUAAUAAAAGAUGCUUUGGAGUUGUGCUCUCUAAAAAAAAGUUUAAUAUAAAGGAGAAAUAAAAGGAAAUUUAGCAAAGAAAUAUGUAGAUGAAUAUUUAAAUACUCAGAGGUGACAUUACUACCAGACAUAAUGAGAUUAUCAGAUGUUUCAUUUACUUAUGAUUAAUAUGUUUGUAUUUCUUUUUUAUUCAUUUUAUUUUAUUUAUGUAUUUAUUUAUUUUUAUUAUACUUUAAGUUCUAGGGUACAUGUGCACAACGUGCAGGUUUGUUACAUAUGUAUACAUGUGCUGUGUUGGUUUGCUUCACCCAUUAACCUGUCAUUUAUAUUAGGUAUUUCUCCUAAUGCUCUCCCUCCCCCAGCCCCCCACCCCAUGACAGGCCCCAGUGUGUGAUGUUCCCUUGCCUGUGUCCAAGUAUUCUCAUUGUUUAAUUCCCACCUAUGAGUGAGAAUAUGCAGUGUUUGGUUUUCUGACCUUGCAAUAGUUUAAACAAACUAGGAAGUUCAGAAGUCACUUUACAAGAGAAAUAAAGAAAAAUAAAGUAUUAAUGACAUUGGUAACAGAAUAAAAAUUAGAGUUAGACAAAGUAUUAACAAGCAAGCUUAUAUAUUUAUAAGAGAUGGGAAAAUAUUAGAAAGGAAUAAAUCAUGUCUUGUCAACAUGAAGAAAAAGUGUAUUUUUUUUGUUAACUUAUUAUUGUGUUUCCUUGUAUAAUUUUCACUUGGUUUUGUUGGUUUUACUACUUGCUUCAUUCUUUCAAAAACUACAUCUUCAUAGACCAUUUCAGCUUUUGCUAUGUGGGCAGAAUUAUAAAACCCAAUUUCAAAAUUUCAACUGAACGUUGUCAGCAUUUUUCUUUGGGCUUUUUAUUGGAAAAAAAAGCCUAAGUAAUUGUGUGUGUGUGUAUUUUAGUAUUACCAUGAAUGUAAUAACAAUAAAAUCAAACAAAAACAAAUGGAUAUGCAAUAUGUUGGACUAGCAUCUCAAAUAUGAAAAAGGCAUUGCCAACAGUGAUAUGAUUUUUUUCAAAAUGGUAAGCUUUUUAAAGUAUAAUCUUAUUUUAACCUAAAAUCUUACUAUCAGAAAAUGCAGUGUACAUUAAAAUGUUCUGAAAUGCUUUAUUCACAUUUAUUAAAUGGUUGUACUCACUCAGAUAUCUACAAAUUGGUUUUUCACUUAUGUAAUUAUCUUAUAGAAUGUUCAAAAGUCAUGCAGAAUGUGAGAUAAUUUUCUAUUGAAUAUGAUUGUUUUAUCAUUGCAAGACAUCAAACAUCCCUGUUUCCUGCCAAAUGAAUGUACAAUAGCAAUAAAUGUAAAGAUGUGUUUUUUGGAAAAGACACAUUUUUGAGUUAUAAAACAAGGAUUUUAAAACUUGAAUUGUUACAGUGAGUAUGUCUUAAUAUAGACUACAGUCACUUUAGAUAAAAAAUUACCUCACAUCUAUUUUCAAUAUUACUUAAAGAUGUUCAUUUAGUGGCCAAUAUUUUGUUUUGCCUAGUGGCAGAUAUUUUGCCACAUGGCUAUUUAUGAAACUGUAUUUAAAUGCAUGUACACAUAUAAAAGCUGCCACUGUGGCUGUAAACUAUUACAAGUUAUCAAGAUUAAAAAAUAAACAAAAAAAAUUUCAGUU